UCUUUAAAAGUCUUCCAUAUAGCAUAGAUGUAUGUAUAACCGGGACGGGGACAUCGGGCCUUAAAACAAUCGAAUUCUGCAGCACCACCGACGUCUAGUCUCAAAGCUCACAUAUUUCCUAUCAAUUUCUCAGAUGUUGAUAUGAGGAACUUGAUUUAGGAAAAGAAAGUCCUUUUUCGCCUUUUAUAAGGUGAAGACAACUAAGAACGAGAAUAACACUUGAAUAUAGAGAUGUUUUCAUUGUUUUAUGGACUUUGGAAAUAUCUGGUUAGUAAGACAGAGUUUCAUGUACUAAUUCUUGGAAUCGACAAGGCUGGAAAAACAACCUUACUAGAGAAAUUGAAGACACAAUAUUCAAGCUUAGAAGGCCUUCCACCUGAUCGAAUAGUUCCUACAGUUGGGCUCAAUAUUGGUCGAAUAGAAACUUCUAAUUCAAAACUUGUGUUUUGGGACCUUGGAGGCCAGCCUGGUCUUCGUUCAAUUUGGGAGAAAUAUUAUGAAGAGGCACAUGCAGUUAUUUUUGUAGUUGAUGCUUCUUGUCCGUCACGUUUUGAAGAUUCAAAAUCUGCCCUAGAAAAGGUGCUUAGGCAUGAGGAUCUUCAAGGUGCCCCUCUUCUAAUACUAGCCAACAAACAGGAUUUGGCUGAUGCUCUUUCAGCAGAAGAACUUGCCCAGUUUAUGGACCUCAAGAAAUUAGACGAAAGAGCUUAUACAUUUGAAGCUGUUUCAGGAUAUGAUGGGAGGGGUAUAAAGGAAACGGUCAACUGGCUAGUAGAUGUCAUGGAGAGAAGCAAGCGGACUGAAAUGUUGAGAGUUCGUGCAGGUGUUGCAAACGGCAGUGGUGUGUAGGCUUAUACUUUCUAUUGUCCCAAACAAGAGUCCGCUAUUGACUUUCAAACGUCAGAUGAAUUACUCUUACCUUCGAUUGUGAUGAAAAUUAUUUAUUUUGUGUAGAAAAAAUUAAACUAUGUUUACUAUACAUAAAGGAUGUUAGAAUAGAGAUAUUUUGAAAGAUGAAAAAGACAGCAAUAUAUUUGAGUCUGUAAAUUACUAAGAUUGAGUUUUUGAAGUCAAAAGUGGACUCUUAUUUGAGACA
Molecule: messenger RNA, 1096 nt
Organism: Erigeron canadensis
Lineage: Eukaryota; Viridiplantae; Streptophyta; Magnoliopsida; Asterales; Asteraceae
Product: ADP-ribosylation factor-related protein 1
Exons: 7
Coding region: 232-849 (205 amino acids)
Biological process (GO): protein localization to organelle; intracellular protein transport; Golgi to plasma membrane protein transport
Cellular component (GO): Golgi apparatus
Molecular function (GO): GTP binding; GTPase activity
Source: RefSeq, a predicted model, not a curated record